CGCGACGGGAAAAGCUCGCCUGGUGUGCGUGUGUGUUGGUGGCCAAAAACAUCCGUCUCCCCCACGCACCGGCACACGACCGGGCGAUCGUUCGCCGUGCAUUUUCCGCUCAAUGUUUUCGUGCUUCAGGCGUGCCGUUGCAGUAGCAGUAGAUUUUCACCGUGCCACAGCACAGCUCACGGAACAGUGCGCACGGAAGCUGUGCACACUGCCAACCGCGGCUCGCAGCCCAGCGCCCGCAAUAGACGACGGUGUGAGGCAACGUUUUGCGGCCGAACUUGCGGCCGCGGUGGAAGUGAAACUAGCGGCCAAAAAGCAAGAGGCACAGAAGCGAAUGGAAUCGCGCAAAACCAAACAGGAGGUGCAGCAGCGGUACAAUGGUGCGGUCAAGCGGCGCAAGUGGGAAGAUCCGCCCGAGGAUCCGGAGGCGGUGAAAAACUUCGAUCCCGCGUCGCGGGUCAAGCGGCGCAAGAGCAUCAUCCUGCUCGGGUACUCGGGCGUGAACUACUUCGGCAUGCAGCGCAAUCCGGGUACGAAAACGAUCGAGGAGGAUCUGCUGCGGGCGAUGCAGAAGCGGGAGUGGAUCAAUGACGAAGGGUUCCGGCAGCCGCAGCAGAUACAGUUCCAGCGAGCGGCCCGCACCGAUAAAGGCGUGUCCGCGGCCAUGCAGGUCGUGUCUAUCAAGCUGCCUGACAAUCUGGACAUCGAGGCACUUAACUCCGAGCUGCCCGAGGACAUCCGGGUGUAUGCGGUGAAGCGCGUGACGAAAGGAUUCAAUUCCAAGACGAACUGCGAUGCCCGUACCUACACGUACACACUGCCGACGAUAGCGUUCGCACCGAACGAGGAAAAGGUCGACAUUCAAACGUACCGUCUGCCCGCUGAACGGCUGGCUCGGGUCAACGAAGUGCUUGCCCUGUAUGUGGGCACGAAGAACUUUCACAACUUUACCAGCCGCAAGGAGUUUCUCGAUCCAUCUGUGAAGCGGUUCAUCAUGUCGUUCGAGUGUGAUCCACCCUUCCUGCCGGAAGGAUCAACGGCAGAGUUUGCUACGAUUAAAAUCAAAGGGCAAAGCUUCAUGCUGCAUCAGAUUCGGAAGAUGGUGGGCCUCACCAUAGCGGUCGUGCGUGGCCUCGCGGAAAGCGACAUUAUCGAGAAAGCGUUCGGCCAGGAGCGGUACGGCAUCCCGACGGCACCCGGGUUGGGGCUAGUGUUGAGCAGAAUUCACUACGACAAGUACAACAAGCGGUACGGCGAGGACGGUUGCCACGAGACGCUCGAGUUUGAGAAGGAGGAGCCAAUGAUACAGGAGUUUUUCAAGCGCCACAUCGCAUCGACCAUCGUCGAGACGGAGCUGAAGACAAACUCGAUGGUUGAGUGGCUGGAGAAGCUGCCGCUGCACAGCUACGAACCGAGGGACGAGAGUGAACCGAGCGAGUGGAAACCACGGAAUAGGAAAGCUUCCGACGAUCAGGAUGACGAUGACGAAUAAAAACAACUGGCCUUGUUAUAUUGCAUUAGGCAAACACUA
Messenger RNA from Anopheles arabiensis, 1531 nucleotides. RefSeq names its product tRNA pseudouridine synthase A (gene Pus1). Gene Ontology annotation, biological process: tRNA pseudouridine synthesis; mRNA pseudouridine synthesis. Gene Ontology annotation, cellular component: nucleus. Lineage: Eukaryota; Metazoa; Arthropoda; Insecta; Diptera; Culicidae. The transcript is spliced from 2 exons. Gene Ontology annotation, molecular function: RNA binding; pseudouridine synthase activity. The record is from RefSeq and is a predicted model, not a curated record. Bases 113 to 1492 code for a protein of 459 amino acids.